Molecule: messenger RNA, 1320 nt
Organism: Odobenus rosmarus divergens (Pacific walrus)
Lineage: Eukaryota; Metazoa; Chordata; Mammalia; Carnivora; Odobenidae
Gene: FGF23
Product: fibroblast growth factor 23
Exons: 3
Coding region: 111-848 (245 amino acids)
Biological process (GO): positive regulation of protein phosphorylation; cell differentiation; positive regulation of gene expression
Cellular component (GO): cytoplasm
Molecular function (GO): type 1 fibroblast growth factor receptor binding; growth factor activity
Source: RefSeq, a predicted model, not a curated record
CACGCCAGAUACCCACAAAGGAGAGGAGAAAAAGGCCUGUGAGGCACAGCCAGGGGGCUCAGGGAGGCAGUGUCAGGUUUCAAACCCAGCCAGCCAUUCAGAGCACUGCGAUGUCGGGGACCCGCCUUGGGCUCCUGGUCUCUAUCCUGUGCUGGGUAGUCAGAGCCUAUCCCAACACCUCCCCGCUGCUCGGCUCCAGCUGGGGUGGCCUGACCCACCUGUACACGGCCACUGGCAGGAACAGCUACCACCUGCAGAUCCACAAGGACGGCCAUGUGGAUGGCACACCCCAUCAGACCAUCUACAGUGCCCUGAUGAUCAGAUCAGAGGAUGCUGGCUUUGUGGUGAUAACAGGUGUGAUGAGCAGGAGGUACCUCUGUAUGGACUUCAGAGGCAACAUCUUUGGAUCCCACCUCUUCAGCCCGGAGAGCUGCAGGUUCCGACAGCGGACGCUGGAAAACGGCUACGACGUGUACCACUCCCCGCAGCACCAAUUCCUCGUCAGCCUGGGCCAGGCCAAGAGGGCCUUCCUGCCGGGCACCAACCCGCCGCCCUACUCCCAGUUCCUGUCCCGGAGGAACGAGAUCCCCCUCAUCCACUUCAACACCCCCAGGCCGCGGCGGCACACGCGCAGCGCCGAGGAUACGGAGCGCGACCCACUGAACGUGCUGAAGCCCAGGCCCCGCAUGACCCCCGCCCCGGCCUCCUGCUCCCAGGAGCUCCCGAGCGCCGAGGACAACAGUGUGGUGGCCAGCGACCCGUUAGGGGUGCUCAGAAGCAGCCGGGUGAACGCGCACGCGGGGGGGAUGGGCGUGGACCGGUGCCGCCCCUUCCCCAAGUUCAUCUAGGGAAACCAGAAAGGAGUCCUUUCCCAGCAGUCUUUCCGAAGAAAACUAAACUUUUCGGAACUUUUCGGAGGGACAUGCGCCCUCCACAGUCCAGGGAAGGGGAAGGCGGGGAUGAAAUGGGCAGUUAGCGGCUUCUCCCCAUUCACCGGGAGGUCCCCCGAGAAUGUACCUUUGAGGCCUGAGUCAUGGCGCUUUCACCGCCUUCCCCACCCCAACUAUACCACCUUUCCUAACUCUGAAGCCCAGAAAGAUAAACUAGAAGUUUCGCCUUCAUUAAGGAGAGAGGGAUUCCCACCGCGACCACCACCCUUCCCCCAACCACCCGGGGCAGUUUUUCUUCCCUAUGCCUCUCUUCUUCAUCAGUCUAGCAUUAAAAACCAAGCAAUGGCUUAACGAAUUCACCGCUUCGAAGGUGAAGGGAAGAGCCAAUACCAGUAGCUCUCCACUGCUCCUUACGUUUGUGUCACCUGCC